Molecule: messenger RNA, 1481 nt
Organism: Manihot esculenta (cassava)
Lineage: Eukaryota; Viridiplantae; Streptophyta; Magnoliopsida; Malpighiales; Euphorbiaceae
Product: reticulon-like protein B1
Exons: 5
Coding region: 479-1255 (258 amino acids)
Source: RefSeq, a predicted model, not a curated record
AGUAUGUCAUUUUGGUACACUGGCGAUACACGUGACUUUCCUUGCCGCAAUCUCGAUUUCAGAACACGAACCACCCGCUUCUCGAAACGUGUACAAAACUAAACGCCGCAAUUUAACGGAGUCCCCUACUACGCGAGAUAAAUAGAUGAAACCAAAGUCGGAGAAGCCGUCAAGUUUAACCGGCGUUAAUCCUCCAUUCUAAAUGUGUACUGAUUCGUUUAUCUCUUUCCACCUGGACGUUUACGGAACCAAGCUUAUAGCUUCGUUUGCCGAACCUAUCAACGUCAAAGAUCCCAUUUUGUGAUAUCAACGGUCGCGAUUCACUCUGCUACAAAACGCUCUUUAUUUGGGCCUGGUGUAUGCUGUGAGAAGAGUGUAGAGCCUAAGAAAAAGCAAGGAGAUUCCCUUGAAGUUUCGCUCGUUCUCCGCUUCCAAAACUUUGCUAGGGUUUAGGGUUUGGCUUUUGUGCUCUGAGGAGAUGGCCGAGCAUCAGAAGGAGGAAUCGGUGGUGGAGUCGGUGAUGGAUAAGAUAUCGGAGAAACUUCACAGUCAGGAUUCGUCGUCGUCAUCGUCUGAUUCCGACAACGAUGAGAAAUCAAAGUCGCCAUCGUCUCCGUCAUCCUUCAAAUCCAAAGUUUAUCGCAUAUUUGGCCGUGAAAAGCCCGUCCACAAGGUCCUCGGUGGCGGCAAACCUGCCGAUGUUUUCCUGUGGAGGAAUAAGAAGAUUUCAGCAGGAGUUCUUGGUGGUGCAACUGCUGUUUGGGUCUUGUUUGAAUUGAUUGAAUAUCACCUUCUCACUUUAAUUUGCCAUGGCCUGAUACUUGCUCUUGCAAUACUGUUCUUGUGGUCCAAUGCCUCCACUUUCAUCAACAAGACCCCGCCACGCAUUCCAGAAGUUCAUAUCCCUGAGGAGUCUGUUCUUCAGGUAGCUGCUGCACUUAGGGUUGAGAUCAAUCAGGCUUUUUCUGUCCUUCGAGAUAUUGCAUCAGGAAGGGAUCUGAAGAAGUUCCUUACUGUUAUAGCUGGCUUGUGGGUCUUAUCUAUUGUGGGGAGUUGGUGCAAUUUCCUGACCUUGUUCUAUAUCGUGUUUGUACUGUUGCACACAGUUCCUGUUCUAUAUGAGAAGUAUGAUGAUAAGGUAGACGCAUUUGCUGAGAAGGCAAUGAUCGAAAUCAAGAAGCAGUAUGCAGUUCUUGAUUCCAAGGUUCUAAGUAAGAUUCCUAGGGGGCCAUUGAAGGACAAAAAGAAGGCUUAGAGGAAUUUAUAUGCCUGUUGGUGUGUUUGCACACAAUCAAUAGCUGUGUUUUUUUGUGAAACUCGGUUCAGUAUAUUGUAGAACUCUGUUCUUCCUUUUGAUUUUAGAUGGUUGGGUUCACAAUGUGGAUGAAUUAUGAAAAUUUUAUACUAGCCUGUCUUUUGUGAAUGAUUUUGACAUAUUUGUUAAAUGUUAACUGGCGCUUGUAAAUUGGAUUUGAAUUUCA